Clunio marinus is the source of this 1593-nucleotide messenger RNA. The record is from the annotation of a GenBank genome assembly. NCBI's taxonomy places the organism in Eukaryota, Metazoa, Arthropoda, Insecta, Diptera, Chironomidae.
AUGUGUGAAGAAGAUAAAUUGAAAUAUUCAACGGUGUCAAACAUUUCUAAAAGAUUUGAGAAACUUAACAGUGAAUAUUUAGAGAAAAAGCCAAAAAAAUUUGAAGCACCGGUGAGAAAAAUUGUUGUGUUAAGAUCGGAAAGUUUGCAUGAUCCGUCUUUGAGUAGUCAUCGAAAGGCAAGACAUCUUAAAGAUUUUCAAGUUCAAGAUUCUUACACAAGAAAAAGUUAUCAAGAGUCAAAGGAAACAUUAUAUAACAUUAAAAAUAAAAGUUCAACUAUGGACUUAUUAAGAUGUGUUCAAUACCAUGAGAGUAUGAAAACAGCUGACAAUGAUAAUCGACUAAACAGAAAAACUUUAUCGAGGUCAAAGUUUUACUAUGAACUUUCUCCUGAGAAUAAUGUUGAAGAUUAUGUUGAUGAAUCUGCACGUGUCAAGAAUCUUCAAGAAACGCCAAGUAAUUUAAAGAAUAAUCUUGAUCGUAGUUCUUUUUUGCGGUCGGACAUCAACAAUCUUGAUAAAAAUUUCGGAACUGAUUCAAAAGCAACAGUUGAGAGAAGUCUUCAAAAUCAGAUUCAUAUAAAACAAAUAAGAGAAGAUGAUGGUGAAAAGAUUUUAAGCUUAACGAAUACUUUGGAAGAAACUGAGCUACCAAGUUGGUAUCGAGAUAGAGAAAAAGUUCAAAGAGAAUCAACAAAUUGUCAAGUUGUAUCAAGAAAUAGUCAACAUUUUGAAAAUUCUUUAACAGAAAAAUCGCAGGUGACUUCUCCAAGAAACUCAUUAGAAAAAUGUGAAACGGAAGUUCAGGAAAAGGAUUUUAUGAAUAAUUUUUCUCAUUCCCAAGAUGAAAGAACUCAAAAAACUUUGAAUAAAGAAAGUUUUUUGAAAGAAAUUGUUUCCGCGCCCUUUUCAAGUGAACAUGAAAAGAUUAUUGAAGAUGUGACGAAGUUAAGUAAAAUUGAUAAAAUAAUUCAUGAAAUAUUAGAAAGCGAGAUUAAUUACAUUACACAGUUAGAGAAUGGAAUCAACAGUUAUUUCUAUCGUUACGACAAAGAAGAUCUGCCAAUCAAACUCAAAGGUCAGAAGAAACAUAUUUUUUCAAACAUCGUAGAUAUUCACAAAUUCCAUAAAUUUGAGCUUUUACCGAAACUUCGAUCAUGUGGAAAUGAUUAUGGAAAGAUUGCAAAUACUUUUGUGAAUCUAAUCGAGAGAAGGAAGUUCAAUUUAUAUGUUAUUUAUGUUCCAUGUUUAAAAAGAGCUCAAAGCAUAUGCAUUGAAAAUGAAGCUUUUUUUAAACAGCUUCAACGAGAUCGUCUUGGCAUUAAAAGUUUUAUUCUUCUGCCUGUUCAGAGACUAUCAAGGUACAAGCUGUUGUUUGGAAAACUUGCCGAAGCAUCCUUGGAGUAUAUUGAAAGUGAUAAGAAUUCUGUAGCUGCUUGUUGUCUUGCCGAGAAAAAACUUCAGAAAGUUCUCGAAUAUAGGCAAUCUUUCAUGGAAAUUCGAUUCAAGGGGGACAAAACAAUAUCAGUUUAUCAAGGUCAUCUUAUUGAGGUUAUCGAGCUUAUCGAGGUUCCACUGUAUUUGGAUAGAUAA